This is a messenger RNA of Ectocarpus siliculosus, 396 nucleotides long. The record is from the annotation of a GenBank genome assembly. Lineage: Eukaryota; Phaeophyceae; Ectocarpales; Ectocarpaceae.
AUGAGAACCACGUUCGACGAGUGGGACACCCUCUUGUUCCCGAACCCGCCUUCUCGGGUGGAAGGCGUCCCGAAGUUCGCCGAGACCAAGAAGAGGGAGUCGUACUUCCAGGAGUUCUGCAGCGUGACGGAGAAGUUCGAGGAGAACCGUGUCAGGGCACAGCGGCUUAGCGGGGAGGCGGCUGCCUUCGCCAUGCAGGUGUCCAACACGCUGGCGCCUCUUGGUCACUCCGCAUCUUCGCCAGCUACCUUGGCCCUCGCCGAGAGCCAGCAAGACGUGGCCGGCGGCGACGCUGCCACCCCCAGGCGCGGAAGCGGCCGGAUCAUUCUCGCGGACGAGAUCUCCAACCGGCGGGGGAGUGGUACGAAAAACGCCGCUGUUGGAAUCGCAGAGUGA